This is a messenger RNA of Phalaenopsis equestris, 2333 nucleotides long. Its product is annotated as disease resistance protein RPP5-like. The coding region runs from base 281 to 1621 and encodes 446 amino acids. NCBI's taxonomy places the organism in Eukaryota, Viridiplantae, Streptophyta, Magnoliopsida, Asparagales, Orchidaceae. The transcript is spliced from 3 exons. The record is from RefSeq and is a predicted model, not a curated record.
CCUUCCAUCACUAGAGUUGUUGCAUAUUGAAAAUUUACAAGUCUUGGAGGUUUGGUUUAAUGCAGAAGCAGCAAAAGAUAACUGUUUGUUUCCUUGCUUAAGAGAACUCUACCUCAAAGACUGCCCAAAAUUGCAGGAGUUGUCCUAUUUACCUCCUAAGCUCAAUAGAUUGAAUUUGAAUAACAUUACGUGGAAAUCUUUUGACUUUCUAAAGAAUAACAACAGCUGUUGUAAUAUCUUACUUCAAAAUUGCGGCAAUUUAAAGUAUUUCUCAAGAAUUAUGACUUUGAGCUACAAGUACGGAGUGAGUGUAGAAAGAGUGAGUGCAGAAAAAGUGAGGGCAGAAGUUAUGAACGAUCUAUCCGUGUUGCUGAUGGAGCCAUUGAGAAGUACUGAGUCCGUUAGAUUGCUCAAAAUUAGGGAUUGUCCGAUGAUUUCAUUUCCAUCUGGGGCAGAGCAGUGGUUUCAGAAAGUUAGGUACCUUUGUGAGUUGAACUUGGAAAGGCUUCAAAAUCUUGAGUCCCUCCCUUAUUUCUCUUCACUUGAGAUUUUACAUAUGAUAGAUGUUCCCAGGCUCCAGAUGUUGUCGUGCAUCCCCAUCUCUUUGAAACAUUUAAGGCUUGAAAAACUCGAAUCAUUGCAGGAUCUUCCCUCUUUUAGGGAUGACUCUUCACUUAAGAUUCUAUAUAUAAUAGAUGCUCCUAAGCUCCAGCAACUGCCUAACAUCCCUUCCUCCCUGGAACAAUUAUGGCUUGAAAGACUCGAAUCAUUGCAGAUUCUUCCAUCAUUUAGGGAAGACUCUUCACUUAAGAUUUUACAUGUGGAAAAAGUUCCUCUGCUCCGACUGCUUCCUGAAAUCCCCGCCUCUCUCGAACACUUAGAGAUUAAACUUCUUGAAUCAUUACAACACAUGCCACUUUCUUUUUCCAAAUCUUCACUUAAAAUUCUACAUGUGAAAGAUGUUCUUCAGCUCCGGCUACUGCCUGAAAUCCCUGCUUCUCUGAAACAUCUAAGACUUGAAUAUCUCGAAUCAUUGCAGAGGCUUCCAUCAUUUAGUGUCGACACUUCACUUGAAAUUUUACGUGUGGAAAAAGUUCCUCUGCUCCGGCUGCUGCCUGAAAUCCCAGCCUCUCUGAAAUCUCUAUGGCUUGAAUAUCUCGAAUCAUUGCGGUGGCUGCCAAUUUCUUUGUCCUAUUCUUCACUUGAAUCUCUAGAUAUUAAAAUGGUUCCUCAGCUCCAAUUGCUCCCUCCGAAGAUCCCCACCACUCUCAGACGAUUAGAGCUUAUGAAUCUCGAAUCGUUGCAGUGCCUCCCAUCUUCUUUGUUGGACGUCUCAUCCCUUGAGUAUCUAUCCCUAGAAAGCAUUCCCAACCUCAAAUCACUGCCAGACCUCCCGCCCUCUUUGUCUGACCUGACUCUAAAGAAGCUUGAUCAACUGGAUUGCCUGCCUUCAUGCUUUUCUAAUCUUUAUUCUCUAACUCACAUUAGUAUUCUUGAAGUCUGCAAACUUCGGGAAUUACCAGAUCCUCCUCCCUCCGUGAAAUUUCUAUCAAUCAGUGGUUGUCAUCCAGAGUUGUUGGAGCGCAAUAAAGAGUAUUCAGGUUCUGAUGGGUGGUUGUAAAAUAAGCAUCAAUAUGUUGCUCACCAGCAUUCAAGACUCAGGGCAAUAAAAUACAAGAAGAGAAACAACUAAUACUCGGAGUCGUGAUGCAUCCGGACUUCAUGUACAUCGCUGUUGUACACAUAAUUUAUGUUGUUCCCAUCAUACCUUCCAAAUAAUGAUGAUGGGAACUAAAGUUCAUUGCUUUAUCUGAAAGCUCUUGAAUUCCAGGGCUCCUAUGUUGGAUGGAUGUCUUUGUGCCUUUGCAGAUGAUGGUUUGAUUGAAUUCUGUACAUUCUACUGCUGCGGCAUUUGGGGACUGGAACUUUAACAAAGCCAAAAUGACUCAGUUUUGAGUGGACUGAUCUUCCUUCGACUCCAUUAUUAGGUGAAUGCUAGCUUAUGAUUGUGUCUGCUCAGACGGGAACUGCUAUGAGAGCAAGUCAGGUUGAUGAAGAGUUCAAGGGGUAGAGAAAAUUCAGAAGAAGAGUUAAAUCUGGAUGGCUAAAGGAUUUCGUUGGCUGAAUGAUUCAAUUAAUUUUUAUUUGCUGCUUUUUUAGUUGUCUUUCUUCUGUGUGUUAGCUUGCCUUAACUUUGUUUAGUUAAGGUCUUGGUUUAGUAUUCUUUUUAAUUUCUGUGAGACAUUAAUGGUUUCUUGUAAUUACUUCUUUCAAGUUUUAUGUAAAAUUUUUUGCUGGCAGAACAUCCACAUAAGAAAAUUCUCUGCUUUUUU